AUGACUGAGGGACGCUUUGAGACGAUUCACAAUCUUCGGCCCAAAAAUUGGGAUGGACGCCGUCAUUGGACCAAUUGGCACCACCUCUACGACUGUGAAAAGGAUCACUUGGAGCGCGAAAGCUGUCCAUUUCAUGACCUUCGUGCUGGGGGACAAUUUCAAUAUGAAUACAUGGGAGGUGGGGGUUUUCAGGCUCCUAUUCCUCCCAACCGUCUUAAUGAUCGUCCAAAUGGGGACAGAAUGGAUUUCGCAAAGGGACGUGGUACACAAGUCGGCGGUCUUGGAGACAUCCCGUUGGAUGUGGAGGCCGGAAACCCCAUAAAACACAACAAGCACCCGGGAAAAACUGUGAUACACACCAAGAGGAAUCCAUUGAAUCGUGGGUUAUUCAGUAACUACCCGUAUAUGCCCGAUCCGCUCGAUGGUAAGGCUGCUGCACGCGAUCCCAGAGGUGGUGAGGGUGGAAUAAGGGCCGGACGUGUCGAUGGCUUUGGCCAGGCGCCAGAGUGGAUAGCGGAUCCGUAUAACGACAAAAUUGACCGAGGGCGCAUUCAUCACCUAAAGGCAGGACCAUUGAAUUACAGACCGGAGGGUAUUCCGCCCUGGAUGCCAGAAGGAGAACCCGAAAAACGCAAAAAGCGAGAGUAUGGUGCGUUCUAUGCUGGUAAACCAAGUGGUAUCAUUAAUGAUAUAGAGUGGAUUCCCGAUCCACGAAUUGAAACUGGAGUCAAGAGGCACGCAAGACCUUUCCGCACUUGGCACACACGAACAAAGUGGUCCAUGCCCACACAUGCGCCGUGGUCCACGGGAAAAAUCACGGCGGAACCAUUUCGUGGGCAAAACUUAGAUGUAACAACGGCCGGAUUGCCCUCCUUAGACACUUACAGAAGGGUGAACUUGACACCGAGUAUCGGCAAGGAAGCGGCACUCUCCUUAAUAAAAGCGCCAGAGCCUGUAAGGCUAAAAUGA
Trypanosoma cruzi is the source of this 969-nucleotide messenger RNA. RefSeq lists its product as uncharacterized. The transcript has a single exon. The record is from RefSeq and is a predicted model, not a curated record. Bases 1 to 969 code for a protein of 322 amino acids. Lineage: Eukaryota; Euglenozoa; Kinetoplastea; Trypanosomatida; Trypanosomatidae.